AUGUCAUCUUGGUUUUCCUCAAUUUUCAAUGAUAAUCCUUUACCCCAACCCUCUUCCCCCACAACUCCCUCCGCCGGCGUUAAGGAAGACCUUUCCACCCUCUUUCGCUACGUCAUUGCCUUUCUUGCACCUCCACCGGCCCCCGACUCGAACAUGAUUUCGGGUGUCAGGAAUGACUUGGAGGAACUACCUCUUUCGCCACUGCCGCCCAACUUGGAUAUGAUUUCCGGAAUAAAGAAUGACUUGGCGAAAAUUCAGGGUACUUUGAAAUUGGGACUCUCUUUACUCUCCUCGAAAUUCACUUCCAAUUUGUUGCAGUAUUCGAGAGAAAAAAAAAAGGAUAGUAAUGAUGACAAUGAUUUGGAGGAGGAUGGUGCAGUGGGAGUUACCGAGGAAGUUGUGGAUUUUGUUAAAAAAUUUCAUCAUGGCCUACGCUUUGGACUUAUUUUCCUAUCUCUCUUCCUGAUGGUAAUUAAUUAA
Fraxinus pennsylvanica is the source of this 480-nucleotide messenger RNA. The record is from the annotation of a GenBank genome assembly. NCBI's taxonomy places the organism in Eukaryota, Viridiplantae, Streptophyta, Magnoliopsida, Lamiales, Oleaceae.